This is a messenger RNA of Colletotrichum abscissum, 1251 nucleotides long. RefSeq names its product cellulase. Bases 1 to 1251 code for a protein of 416 amino acids. Gene Ontology annotation, molecular function: hydrolase activity, hydrolyzing O-glycosyl compounds. NCBI's taxonomy places the organism in Eukaryota, Fungi, Ascomycota, Sordariomycetes, Glomerellales, Glomerellaceae. The record is from RefSeq and is a predicted model, not a curated record. The transcript has a single exon.
AUGAGGCUCGUCCCUAUCCUCUGGGCCGCCUGGUCCCUCAUCCUACCCGUCCUUGCCCAAAAGCCGCAACUCCCCCUCUUCUCAACAUCUCGCUGGAUAACAGACUCGUUCAACGCCCGCGUCAAACUCCGCUGCAUCAACUGGGCCGGCCAUAUGGAGGUCAACCUCCCUGAGGGUCUCCACAAGCAGCCGAUAGAGUACCUGGCCGACUGGAUCAAGCAGCAAGGCUUCAACUGCGUGCGCCUCACCUUCUCGACAGACCACGCCACGAACCCGGGCAUCACCGUCCGCGACUCCUUCGUCAACGGCGCCAAAGCAGCCGGCGUGCCCGAGGCCGACCUGCUCAAGCUGUACGACCAGGCCCUAGUCCAAAACCCGUUCCUCGCCGACGGCAACAUAACGCAGCGCGACGUCUUUGGCAAAGUCAUCGACGUCCUCUGGGAGCGCGACAUCAUGACCAUCCUCGACAACCACGUCAGUAAAGCCUCCUGGUGCUGCAACCUCGACGACGGCAACGGCUGGUGGAAAGACGCGCGGUUCUACUGGGCCGCCAACUCGCGCUACUUUGACACGGACGACUGGCUCGCGGGCCUGCAGCAUAUGAGCCUCUGGGCCAAGACCAGACCGGGCGUCGCGGCGAUCUCCAUCCGCAACGAGUUGCGCGCCACCUGGACGCAGAUUCCCUUUGCCGCGGAUCAGUGGUACGGCUACGUGACGCGUGGGGCUAAAGUCGUCCACGAGGCAAAUCCGGACGUGCUCGUCAUCAUCGGGGGCCUCAACUCAGCCACGGACUUUUCCCCGCUACGGACGAAGAACCUCGAUACAAGCGCGUGGAAGGGGAAGAACGUGUGGGAGGCGCAUAGCUACAGCUUCACGGUGACGACGCCAAAUUUCGGAGACUGCAAUGUUGAAAGGGCAGAGUACGGCGCCUUGUUCGGCUUCGUGCUGGAGCACGGUAAAGGGUACACCGGUCCGCUGUUCAUGUCCGAGUUUGGGGCCGCCAUGCAGGGCGGGAGCGAGGACGGGCUGUCGGCCGAGGAGCACGCGUACCUGACUUGCCUUGUGGGCUAUCUCGAGGACAAUGACGCGGAUUGGGCGUUGUGGACGAUUCAGGGGUCGUAUUAUGUGCGGAACAAGGCUGUUGAUUUCGACGAGACGUGGGGUGCCAUGGAUCACGAGUGGAAAGAUUGGAGGAAUGGCAAGUUCAAGGGGCUCUUGGGGAACAUUUUUGCCGUUACUCAGGGGCCUUAG